This is a messenger RNA of Hypoxylon trugodes, 324 nucleotides long. RefSeq lists its product as uncharacterized. Lineage: Eukaryota; Fungi; Ascomycota; Sordariomycetes; Xylariales; Hypoxylaceae. The record is from RefSeq and is a predicted model, not a curated record. Bases 1 to 324 code for a protein of 107 amino acids. The transcript has a single exon.
AUGUUGGGAACAGCUGGGACCAUCGGCGUCAUCCUCGUCCCGAUCGUGCUAAUUGCCAUCAUCCUGGCUAUCUGGUAUUGUCCUUUUCGGCACGCGACUCAUUCCCCUUCUGGUGCGCCAUUGCCGGGCAAUACCGGCGCGACGGGCAACGGUGGUGCGACGAACAAUCACAGUGCAGCAGCGGUAGCAGCAGCAGAAGCUCCUUACACCACGCCUUCGUACGAGCUUGAACCUCAUCACGAUCUACCACCACCGCGAUCUUCAAGGCUAUCUAGGAUUUCGGAGGAGGGAGGACCCUUUAACCACAUGGUACUUCACAAAUGA